AUGGCUCCUGUUUCUGAUUCUGAGAUGGAGUAUGAUGUGUUGGGUAUAUGGCCUCUUAAAGCCCCUAGCCCUGACGGCCUGCAAGCAGUGUUCUACCAAACUUGUUGGAAGAAUACUAAGAAUAAAAUUAAGGACCUAGUUAAUGAUUUCCUUAUCAAUAAUGUUCCUUUGCAGGAUGUCAAUCAUACCUAUAUAGCCCUUAUUCCUAAAGUUAAUUCCCCUGAGACAAUUCAGCACAAAACCACUUUAGGUCGUUACCUUGGCAUCCACAACAUUAUCUUUUGGAAAGAUCCUGCUAAUGCCAAUCUUUUGAUUGAAAGAAUUCGGUCUAAGUUUGCCAGUUGGAAGGCCAACACUUUAUCUAAAGCUGGCCGUCUCACGCUAAUAAAGGCUAGUGUCUCUGGAAUUCCUAACCAUACUCUUUCCUGUUUUAAAUGUCCCAGAGAAGUUUGUAAGGAAUUGAAUGUUUGUUGUAGACGUUUUUUCUGGGGCAAUGACAAGAAGGUUCCCCCAGUUUCUUGGAAAGAUGUUUGUCUUCCAAAACACCUUGGGGGUCUAAGGGUUAGAUCUGCUACUCUUUUUAAUAAGGCGGCUUUAGCCAAAUUAGGUUGGAUCUGCUUGACUGAUACUACCAAUUGGUGGGCUCAUAUCAUGACUAAAAAAUACUCAAAAAGAGACUACUUCCUGUUUGGCAGAAAAAAGACUUCUCAGUCGCUUUCCUGGAAGGCUAUCCUUGAUGCUCCGUCAGUUUUGCUUAAAGGUUGUAGAUGGAUUGUUGGAAAUGGUCAAUCUAUUCCCUUCUGGACAACUAACUGGGUGUUCCCUUUUCCUUUGCUUGAUUUAAUUCCUGAGUUUUUGAGACAUAACUUGAAUUUGAAUGCUAGAGUGGCAAAUUUUAUUCAGAACCAUGCUUGGCAAAGGGACAAGCUCCUUCAAGUAAUUGAUGAAGAUAUUUUGGAUCAAAUCCUUUCCAUUCCUCUACCUCUAUCUGCUCUACAUGAUAAGAUGAGCCCUCACAUCCGAGAACUCCUUUGUUGA
This is a messenger RNA of Prunus armeniaca (apricot), 1038 nucleotides long. The record is from the annotation of a GenBank genome assembly. NCBI's taxonomy places the organism in Eukaryota, Viridiplantae, Streptophyta, Magnoliopsida, Rosales, Rosaceae.